AUGAAACAGACUCAGUUCAAUACUUUAUCAGCGCCUCUUUUUCCUCCAGAAAAGGAUAUAACUAUUUCUAUUGACGAUGAACCGUUAAACCAUUCAAAUACCGUGCAAGUUUAUGUCAAAUUAGUUGAGCCGGUUAUUUUCUUACAAGGUUUUAAACCAUCAUCUCGUUCCCAUACUAACCCAGUGGAUGAUACUGGUAAACCACCCGCGUUACUUAGAGGUUCGCUCAUUAUACGUGUAUUGAAACCUAUAAAAUUGAAAUCAAUUACUUUGACAUUCAAAGGUGUCUCGAAAACUGAUUGGCCAGAAGGUAUCCCACCCAAAAAAAACGAAUUUGUAGAAUCAAAAGAUAUAAUCAACCAUGUAUGGCCAUUCUAUUCGUCUUCUAUCAAUCCAACAAAUAGCGGUGCCUCUAUUUAUAAACCUGCAUAUUCGACUGACAUUACAUCUCCCUUAAAUCUUUCGCCAAGAACCUCACUCGAACAACAACAACCUAUUCCUCCAAGAAAGGUUAGGACAAGAGCCCUGUCAGCUACUUCGAUAACGUCUAAUUCUUCUUCGAAGGCAAGAAGUCUGUCUCCUCUCAAUCUUUUCAGAAGAGUGGCCUCCUUCGGUCAUGAUGAUAAUUUUAACACCAAUAAUAAUAACGAGGACGCCUACAGUACUAUCUCUAGCACUAGCAACACCAAACACACUUUAAUCUCGGACCUUUUAAGUAGUACAUUUUCAAAUGAUGCUACACCUUCUGUAAAAUCACUAACAAGCAGCAAUAAUACUACUAAUAAUAUUCUUAAUUUAAACAAUAACACUGACAUUUUGACCUUCCAACCAGGUGACUACAUCUAUCCAUUUGAACAACCACUCUCACAAACAUUACCUGAAAGUAUCAGGGCUGAUUUUGGCUCUGUUGAGUAUUCUCUGAUGGUUACAGUUGAGAAAUUCACCCAUUUUAAACAUACAAUAAACUCAAAACUACCAGUACGUAUCAUUAGAACACAAUCAGACACUUCAGUAGAAGAAAGCGAACCCAUUGUCAUCUCCAGAGACUGGGAAAAGCUUCUAUAUUAUAAUAUUAUAAUUGCAUCGAAGGAUAUUAUAUUGGAUGCUUUCUUACCCAUUCAUUUCAAAUUUGCUCCUUUAGAUAAACUCGUUCUACAUAGAAUUAGAGUCUACAUUACAGAGACUAUGGAAUAUUAUUGUAGGAGUCAAAAAGUUCAUAGAGUUGAACCAACUAAAAAAGUUUUAUUGGCUGAACAUUGUGGACCUAGAUUGAAAAAUUUACCCCCAAACUUAAUUCAUUCAACUAAAGCUAAAUAUAUGGGUAAUUUAUUGAAAGAAAAUUCAGACGAUGAUGAUGAUAAUGGUAUAAUCUCAAAUAAGGAAUUUGAAUUCAAAGUCUUCGUUCCAAAUAAAUUCAAAGAGCAAAAUAUGACGCAGCGUUUACAUCCAGAUACUGCACAUGAUAAUAUAAAGGCAAAUCAUUGGAUCAAAAUUUGUCUUAGAUUAUCAAGAAAUAUUGACGGUAAGCGGAAACAUUACGAAAUUAGUAUCGAUUCCCCAAUCCAUGUUCUGCAUAAGCUAUGUUCUCAUGCAAACACUUUGUUGCCCAGUUAUUACAGCCAUCUCUCCGUUAAUCAAGGCACUGUACCAUCAUCUGAAGGCUCAACACCUCAGGAAUUAUACCACAAUUCUAACAUUUUUUUCCCAAAAGAAGUCAUUCUAUCACCAUUACUUUCACCAGAAGUUCAGCCAUUAGACAUCAAUAUUACCUGUAAUAGACAAAUUGCUAGAACAAAUACCAUACAUGAUAAGACAAACAAAAACGCCAAAUUUUCCAAAAACACUUCCCAGGAGAAUCAAAUUGAUAUUUUAUCAUCGCCAUCAUUAAAGCCAAACUUAUUUUACCCCGAAAGAGUGCCAAAAGAAUUGACCUCACCACAAGCUAUACCUUUAUCACCAAUAAAUUCUCCAUCAUUGAGACCGAUAUCCUUAAUAUUGGAUGAUAAUGGUCAACUUGAUAAUGAUUUUUCCUCUCCGCCACCUCCAGAUUUUGACCAGCCGCCCGAAGAGCCACCAUCAUAUACUGACUCAAUAAGAGCAGGUGGGACUAAUAGUAGUUUGGACCUGUUGAAGAAUAACACUGCCAAAAAAUUUCAAAGAAUCAAACUAAAUAAAUCUCUUGACAAAGUAUUCAUGAACAAUAGACGGAAAUCAAGCUCCGUACACAGAUCAGAAUUGACCAGCUUAAAUCUGGACGCAGAAUUAGAGAAUUCCUUCAAUGGUGAUGAUGAAAGUUUUGACAUUGGAUCAAAUUUCAGUUUCAGUGGAUCGAAUUCCAUAUCCCAGAAUGUUCCAACGUCAAUUUUAUUGAAGAAUCAAUCGCCAAUUUUAAGACCUAUGACCUCAAAUAAUACCACCGAUCUGUCUCCAACGACGACCAUUGGAGGAGAUAAUGCUAUAGGGACUUUGAAUUCUAACAAUGCCACAGUUGCGACAUCGAAUAGGUCAUCGGUAUAUAUUGACAUGGCCAAUUCUUCCCAAAUCAAUCCAAUUUUGUUACAACCUUUGCUAGAAAGAAAUACUACUAAUACCACUAGCAUGGAAGAAAGUAUGUUACAAUCCACAAUGGAACCAUUGGACUCUUCAGUCGAUAUCACUUCAUUGUACAACCAUAACUCGUUCAGGUUUGCGGAACUUGAGCAAGAUAGUUACAGUAACAAUGAUGAUAACGAUAUAUGUCGAGCAGCGAGUAAUGAUGUGAGCACUUCCUUGAAUAAUAGUAAUAAUACAGAUAAAUCGUUGGUAAAUCUGUCAGAAUUGACAGAUUCAAAUGAUAAACUGGUGAAUGAAGCUGAGAGUAAGUUAUUAAAACGCAUCAAUAAAGCCUGUACUUAA
Messenger RNA from Kazachstania africana CBS 2517, 2895 nucleotides. RefSeq names its product Aly2p (gene ALY2). Gene Ontology annotation, cellular component: cytoplasm; cytosol. Lineage: Eukaryota; Fungi; Ascomycota; Saccharomycetes; Saccharomycetales; Saccharomycetaceae. Gene Ontology annotation, molecular function: ubiquitin protein ligase binding; protein-macromolecule adaptor activity. The transcript has a single exon. The record is from RefSeq and is a predicted model, not a curated record. Gene Ontology annotation, biological process: ubiquitin-dependent endocytosis. Bases 1 to 2895 code for a protein of 964 amino acids.